Rhipicephalus sanguineus (brown dog tick) is the source of this 2310-nucleotide messenger RNA. RefSeq names its product kelch-like protein 12. NCBI's taxonomy places the organism in Eukaryota, Metazoa, Arthropoda, Arachnida, Ixodida, Ixodidae. The record is from RefSeq and is a predicted model, not a curated record. The transcript is spliced from 12 exons. Gene Ontology annotation, molecular function: protein binding. The coding region runs from base 1 to 2253 and encodes 750 amino acids.
AUGCAGUUGGAGCUUCAAGGAGUGUCUGCCGAUGCGUUCCGCGCUCUGCUCGACUACAUGUACUCCGGGAAACUACACCUCACCUGCCAGAACAUCGGGAAGCUGUACGUUACCGCUAGCAUCCUCAAGAUAGCCAGGGUCAAGAAGAAGUGCGCGAGGAUCCUGACCAAGUCCCCGUACGACCCAAAGCACGCGGUGUACGUCUACGUGACGGCACGCAAGUACGGCUUGGCGACUGUGUGCAAGCGGGCGCUGAAGCUGCUCCACCACCGACUGGAAGAGACAGUCACGUGCAAGCCUUUCCUCGACCUCGACGUCAACCAGGUCUGCGAAGUGCUCUCGGGAAACGCCGUCGGCGCCAGAGGCGAGAUGGUGAUGUUCCUGGCGGCUCUGCAUUGGCUCAACCACAACUACCUGGAGAACGAGCCGUACGUGUUGAAGGUGAUGCAGUGCGUACGCUUCGGCACCAUGAGCAUCGAGGAGCUGCUGUGCUGCCUGCAUCCGCCGCUUUUGCCCGGCAUCAUGGAGGUGCACGAGGUGCGAGCCCAUAUCUUGGCAGCCCUCUGCUACAAGGUUGCGGCCAUGUACAACCAGCAGCACCUGUUCCCAGCGCCACAGCUCAAACCUCGCUACUUCAAGCUGGACGGACCAAUCACGUUGUGGGACCUCAGCUUGUUCAGCGCAAUCAAGAAUCCGUCCGCAGCAGCACCUGCUUCCGGGUGUCCGAGAUAUCUCAACGAUGCCCGCGCCGAUAUUCUUCGGAAAGCACUGCCACUCGCCACUCAGUUUCCGGCGCAGCGAGAGCCCGUGUUCCACAGUGAUCCAUUGGCCGACUACCUGUUCCGCAACCGGGCCGAGAUCCCGCUCUCGCCCUGGAGCGACGACCCGUACGAGGGCCUGGGCGUCUACGCCUCGGGAGCGCAUGCCCGCGACCCGCGUUCGCCGGUGCUGCUCGUCGUGGGCGGUUUCGACCCGGACGCACCAGGCGACACCGCAGUUGGUACCAAGAUUCUUCGAUACCAUGUUGAAAAGAACAUCUGGGAAAAGUUGGACAGCUUCCCGAUGCCCCGGCAUCACCACAGCGCUGUGCUUUACAGAGACAAGUUGUACAUCACAGGGGGCUACGACAACUAUCAGACGGCACGGUCGAAGUUGGAGCCUACCAGCAUCUGCUUUUCAUAUGACCUCACGAAGAAGCUCUGGCAACCACUGCCCAGCAUGGUGCGCUCCAGGGCCUACCACGCUGCCGCCUGCUUCGACGGCACGCUCUUCGUAGUCGGUGGCAGGAGCUCGAACGGCGAGAUCCUGUCGUCUGUGGAGGCAUUGUGCCUGGACGAACGGCGCCAGUGGCAGGAGAUGCCGUGCCGCCUCUGCAGGCCUCGCAUGGCCGCAGGCAGCACGCAAAUGGGCGGUCGCCUCUGGCUUGCAGGCGGGCUCACCGACUCCCGAGCAGGUCUCGUGGUCAUCUCCGACGUCGAUUGCUUCGAUCCGUGCAACUGCGAAUUCUACUACCACGUGAACUUCCUUCCGACUCCUCGAUGCUUCUUCUCUCUGGUGGCGGUGGACGACAAACUGUUUGCGCUGGGCGGCUGUUCGGUGCGGGACAACGAGCUGGAGAGCCUUGGCGACGUCUGGUCAUGCCUGGACCACUGCUGGGAGCGGAGAGGCACCUUCGACCAGGGAUACCACGACGUGUGCACUGUCGCCUUCGGCGACAGCGUGUACAUGGUGGGCGGCCUGUCGUCGGACACGAAGUCAGGCAUCCGUGCCGUGUCCUGCUACCGCACCACGCACAACGCCUUCACGCCCAGCCUGGCGCCCCUGCCACGGACGCUGUGCGGAGCAUCCGUCGUCGUGCUGCCCCCGAUGGAACUCGAAGCGGCCAAUUCCGCUGGCCUGGACGGCAAGCGUUGCGCGGCCAUCUCUCGAGUCAGCGGAGGUGGCUCCGACGUCGAGAGUGAGCCCUCGCCCAACAAAGACAGGUGCGUCAGGGUGAAUCAUGUGACGGACUCCGGGCGCAGCUCGUCGGCUGGCACUCCGUCUCUAUACAGCGCACAGGUCGGACCGCCGUCAAGUCAAGGGAAUCCGUGGCACACGUGGCAUCGUACGAGCACCGAUCGCCCGUCGUCGUGUGAGCCCACUAGUGCCGUUAUCGCCACCGCUGCUGUGCCACCCGAACGAGUACAGCAAUCGCAGCAGCCGCCACCACGUUGCGCCCAUUCCGAGUACAGGAGAUCGGAGGCCAACAAGUAGGCUUUCGACUCUGCUCCAGGCCCCGUGCUAGUGCAACGCUGAAGAGAUUGGUCCUUU